This is a messenger RNA of Oncorhynchus kisutch (coho salmon), 1436 nucleotides long. RefSeq names its product leucine rich adaptor protein 1-like. Gene Ontology annotation, biological process: positive regulation of cytokine production; positive regulation of canonical NF-kappaB signal transduction. NCBI's taxonomy places the organism in Eukaryota, Metazoa, Chordata, Actinopteri, Salmoniformes, Salmonidae. The coding region runs from base 164 to 901 and encodes 245 amino acids. The record is from RefSeq and is a predicted model, not a curated record. The transcript is spliced from 2 exons.
UUUUUUUCAAGUUGACUGCCUGCGGGCAAGCUAACAUGUUUUGUCACAGGUAACUUGUCGGGGCUGAUUUCCAAAAUACUGUUUGCUUGGAUCGUUGCGCGUAAGCUAGCCCUAAAGUUCUCUAACAAUUCUAUAUUCAAGUAGGAUUUCAUAAUAUUUUAUUAUGGAAGAAGGGAGUGUGUACGACUCAUUUCCAGAUUUGACAGAGCUGGAAAAUAAAAUUGUGAUGAAAACUCCGGAGAGCCUGUUGAGGUGGAUGCAGGGGGAUGCUUCGCUCGGUGCUGAGUGGAGUUCUAAUCGUCCGGAGGGGAGAGACAACCGCACCAGCGACAGUCUGACCGACAAGAUCAGAAACUUGAAACUAGAGAUGGGCUGUCUGCGUGCUACAGACGUGCGGAUCCUGCACCAGCUGGUGACGGUGCAUGAGGCCAUGGAGGCUGUGCGCUGGCUGCUUGAGGAGCGUGGCACCCUGGCCAGCAGGGGCAGCAGCCUGACAAGCAGCCAGUGUAGCCUGGCUGAGGGGCCUGGGUCUGGCUUGUCCCCUUGCAGAGAGGGCCUGAGUCUGGCCCUAACUAGCUGGCAGAGUCCUCUAAAUGAUGCCAAUGAAGAACCAGAAGAGUUUAAAGUACCAGAUAGCAUCUCUGGGGACAGCUACUUCCAUAUGCUCACAAAUGCCGUUUCUUGUAAUGACACAGGGUUGACACUAGAGGGCGUUGUUAGGCCUCCUGAGAGAACAGGAGAAACUGGGACACCGCACUGUGGUCUCCCAGAGAGACAAGGGGCCUCGGACGGUGAAAUCGUGGGGGUGGAGGAACAGACCAUUCCCAGUUGUGAGGUUCUGUUGGGGUAUGACACUCAGUGGUGCUGGGUGGAGUCUCAAGACGAUGUGACGUUUCUCUGACGUUAUAAGCACAAUUCAAAAGAUGCUUUAUGACAUGAAACCUUCCCUCUUCGCCUACCAAAAUUAGAUGCAAUGGUGCCAGUUGGACAUGAAGUGCCAUCCUGGACUAGGAGCGACAUUUAAAUUUACAUUAAAGUGUCCAUGGUGGACUGGAUGAAUGCUAGUAGCAUUGUUCUCUAGAGGAGCAAAAUCAAUACUCAUAUUUUGAUUGAGCUACUUUGGUUUGUCAGUUGUUGCCCUUUUGCUUUUCAAUGAGUCACCGUUGCCACUUUCAACUAGAUGUAAAUCAGAUCGAUGUCAAUCAUGUUCUCACUAUUCCAUGUUUUGCUAGAGAAAGCUUAUGUAGAGGGCUCAGCAGAAAAUGCAUUGACGUUAUGACAUAUCAUAAAUGGACGCAGACAUUUGACAUCUAAAAGGCCAUUAAGCCCAUCACAACUCCAGUGUGAUACUAUAAUGAACCCUUAUCUUCUGGAUGCAAAUGUGUUACUCAGAAUAUUAUUCUGUUGAAUAAAAUAAAAAUAAUUUUUUUGCCCAA